Messenger RNA from Botrytis cinerea B05.10, 1221 nucleotides. RefSeq lists its product as hypothetical. The transcript has a single exon. Bases 151 to 999 code for a protein of 282 amino acids. Lineage: Eukaryota; Fungi; Ascomycota; Leotiomycetes; Helotiales; Sclerotiniaceae. The record is from RefSeq and is a predicted model, not a curated record.
GCACCACAAAAUCUUCACUUCAAGCUAGAUUCUACAGGCUUAACAAUAACCAUUCGAUAACCAAAAUCAACAUAGUUGCUCUCUUACUAUAUACAUCUCUUACUAUAUACAUCUCUUACUUCUAGAACCAAACACACUUAGCUAGCACACAUGUCUCAGUCAGUGUACUAUGAGCUCGAGAACUUGAGCAUGAAUUCUCCAACGCCUCGAGUACCCACCACCGAAGCUUCGAAUAUUGAAUCAACAACCGAUGAUUCUCCAAACAUACAAACUUCCAGUAUCAUCAUCUCAGACUCUUCAAGAGAACUUCCACAGAAGAACUCCCCACAAGCAUUUCCACAAUACGAUAGCCUUCCUGCGGAAAUCAAACAAGAGAUUAUGUACCAAUUUGCACUUCAAAGCGAAACACGCAUCAUACCAGUCGAUAUCCAAAGCAGAUUACUUUCGCCGACAACCAGACGUCUGAGCGACCAAAUCGAAGCUGUCCUCAAAGCCGGCGCGAAAUGGAAUAUUCGAGACCACGAAUUCCAAUACCUUACAUUAACCCGUGGACGCGGAUGGCAUGCUCGAGAACAACUCACUCUCGACGAAUUCUACUUCCGUCCCGAAAAAGACAUCCUGUGGUUCUCCGAAGAAUUUUCAGAAAAUUAUAAAAACAUAAAUAUAUAUCCUCCUGAGAGUGUGAAGCGUUUAGCCAUCAGCCACAGGGAUCUCCGAAGCUUGCUGAUUUUAUUCAGGGGCCAGCUGGAAUCAGAGCUGCCUAGAUAUUCAUCCCUGUUUAUCGGUAAACUACCAAAUCUAGAGCACAUAUACGUAGUUCCGCAUUCCAAUGCUAGGAAAGAGAACUUCGAUGAGAAUAGUGUUCUUGUGGAUUCUGAUAUGCCCGAUGUUGUCAAUAGGAAUAUCUUGCGAAUGUGGUGGUUAUCCUGGCUCGAGAAAGAUUCUGGGAAUAUUGGAUGGAAGGCGCCGGAACUUUCUUUCAAAGAAUUCCAAACAUGAGGAAUAUCGGAAGUUUAGAUGCAUGGGGAUGUAAUGAUGGGCUUGCUUGUGAAUAAAUAAUAGGAGGAAAGAGCUCUCGAUGUAUCUUUACAGAUACUAAGCGAAAAAGCAAAUCGAAUACACGUUAAUGUAUAUCAUCAGCGGAUAACAUUCAAUAGUCAUAAGUACCAAUACUUAUUAAUUGGUAAUAAUAAUAAUGAUGAUAAUAAUCAUCACUAUCCA